Melitaea cinxia (Glanville fritillary) is the source of this 1054-nucleotide messenger RNA. RefSeq names its product pancreatic triacylglycerol lipase-like. Gene Ontology annotation, molecular function: lipase activity. NCBI's taxonomy places the organism in Eukaryota, Metazoa, Arthropoda, Insecta, Lepidoptera, Nymphalidae. The coding region runs from base 23 to 985 and encodes 320 amino acids. The transcript is spliced from 6 exons. Gene Ontology annotation, biological process: lipid metabolic process. The record is from RefSeq and is a predicted model, not a curated record.
AGUGAUCCAGUGUUUUGAAGAUAUGCAAUGGUUUACAUUAUUGGCUUCUGUUAUGUCAGUUUGCAUAGCCGAUGACAUUAAAGAGAAGUAUAAAGGAGGAAAGUUUUUCUAUUUCCCUGGUGAUGGAGACAAUAAGCUUCAUCGAGUCGAUAUCCACGAACCAGUAAAUUACAAUGUCAUCAAAGCCUAUGCUCGUGAUCCAAAUAACAAUGGUUACUUGUUGUAUACAAGGUCUCAUCCGAAAGUAGCAGUUCCUCUUAUAUACGAUGAUGUCAAAAGCGUUUUGAAUUCUGAUUUAGAAAUGAAUAAGACAACAGUGAUUUUAGUUCAUGGUUGGCUUGGUAACGGUGACAAUCUAAUGAAUCGAUUGCUAACAGAAGCUUUUCUAGAAAAUGACGAUGUGAAUAUAAUAGUUUUUGACUGGAGCAGAUUGGCCAAUCAGAAUUAUUUAACAGCGAAACGCGCUGUUGUUACUCUAGGAAAGGCUCUUGGUUUGUUCAUUAAAUGGCUUACAUCAUUAGGGGUUCCUUAUGAUAACAUACAUAUCGUAGGAUUUAGUCUCGGAGGGCACAUUGUCGGUAACGCCGGUCGCAACGCUGGUUCUUCAGUUAAAAGAAUUACAGCAUUAGACCCAGCCAGCCCUUUAUGGAAUAAUGAUGAAAAUUGCCUAAGAAAAACUGAUGCGCAAUACGUGGAAGUCAUUCAUACAAAUACAAACAUGUACGGUUAUGAACAACCCUGUGGUCACGCUGAUUUCUAUCCCAACGGUGGUAGUCUUAUGCCAGGCUGUUUGCUUAAUAUAUGCUCGCACAGCAAAGCGUACCAAUACAUGGCUGAUUCUGUCAAAUAUAAUAAUUUUCAUGCUAAUGAAUGCAAAGAUUUUAGUGACGUGAAAAGAAAUACUUGCAGUGGCGAUAUAUAUCCAAUGGGUAAUAGCGAUUUGAAUAAGUCACGAUGGGGUAUUUUUCGAGUCAACAGGAAAUAACUCUAGAUACAUUUGAUUUUAAAGAAAAUUGUGAAUAUGAUACUAUAAUAAAGCAAUUAAAUUAAACUA